Molecule: messenger RNA, 201 nt
Organism: Blastomyces gilchristii SLH14081
Lineage: Eukaryota; Fungi; Ascomycota; Eurotiomycetes; Onygenales; Ajellomycetaceae
Exons: 1
Coding region: 1-201 (66 amino acids)
Source: RefSeq, a predicted model, not a curated record
AUGCCAUCUAACAAUAGAACGUAUCCAGCACCUUUAAUUAUCCCACCUUUAUCUCCCACGGAACAUACUCACACUUUCAUCCUCCUCCAUGGUCGAAGUAGCAACGCUGAACGCUUCGGCUUGGAGCUAUUGAAAACCGCGAAGUUAAAUACCUACUCGACUACCAACCGUAAAAUUCGAAGUGACGAUCAACAGUCGUGA